AUGGGUACUUCGUGGUUAUCAAGUACUUCAAGUGGAGUUUUUAACUUCUUACACAAACAUAUUACAGGUGAAAAUGACAGUGUAAGGCCAUCCAGCUCUCUGGAUGUGUUUUCUAAAGCCAAUGUGUGGAUUACAGACCUUCCCACAAACAACUACGAACCUCUUGAGGCUUCACAUGGGGAGCGGCGGCCGGCCAAAAAGGGUAAGCGAGAACGAGAACUGGAAGAGAAGAUUACCGUGCUCAAAGAGCACUGUGAUGCGAAAAACCAAGAAAUUGCAUGCCUUGAAGAAAAAGUGUCGCAGUUGCGAGAAGGUGAACACAAAAAGGAGAGUGAUUUCGCACAGAAAAUGCAAGAGAAAGAGCAAGAGAUAAAGAAUGCAAAGAAGGAUAUUUUGGCGACAAAAAGAAACUGUCUCGACAAGGAAUCAGAAAUAAAAGAACUUGGCAAGGAGCUUAACUCGAUGAAAGAUAAAUUUGCAAAAUGUCGCAAACCAGACGAAUCCCUUUGCAGUCAAGUUUCGGAACUAAAGAAGAUUUUGGUGAGAAGAGAAGAAAUAAACAUGAAACAAAAACAGCUUUUCAGAAUGUUAGCUGCCGAUGUUCAGAAGAAACUGGACAAAGCUUCUGUAGAUACGAGAAACCUCUCUGAAGAGCUAAAGAACCUCAAAGCAGAGAAUACUGACCUGAUAAUGCUAAUCAGCUCGCUUCAAAGUCGGGAGAAAGAGUUGCAGUGGCAACUGAAUGAAAGCAACGAGAAAAAACAACAACAACUUGUUUACAUCACUGAGUUGGAAACAACCCUGGUGGAUACUGACAGAAUAUUAAAGAAACUGUCAGACGACAUCCUGAAGAAGGAACAAGAGUUUAAAACUUGUAAAGAACGUGAAAUCAGCUUGGAAGUGACGAACGCCACGCUAAAGCAGCAACAUAAAGAGCUACAGGAGAAGCUGGAAAACAUGGCCAACACACGAACAGUGGAGUUAGCGAAGAUUGAGAAGGUGCUUGGGGAAAAAUUACAGCAAAUUGUUGAAUUGACUGCCAGGAAUACGGAGUUGGAGAAGGAAGUCAAAAAGAAAGAGGAGAAAAGUACAGGGCGUGAGAACUGUGAAGAGCGAAAGAAAGAAUUCAACAAGAUAAACUCCUUGAAAGAUCAAUUGAAAGAACUACAAGAGAAGCUGGACGAUACAGCCAACACUCAAACAGCGGAGAGGGCAGCCAUCGACAAGCUGCUUACCACUGAAAAAUCACAGCAAAUUGUUGAACUGAGUUGCCAUCUUAAUGCCAGGAAUGUUGAGUUGGAGAGGGAAGUCAAAGAGAAAGAGAGUUUAACCACAGCGCUUGAUACCACUAAGGAACAAAAGAAAAACCUGGUAAGGAUCACUGACUCCUCACUGAAACAUCAACUUGAAGAAUUUCAAGAGAGGCUGGACGAUACAACCAAAGUCUACCCGCAGAAAAGAGGGCGGGUCGCUCUGGAGCAGGCAAACAUAUCUCAGCAGAUUGUUGAUUUGCAAGACCAAAUGAGUUACAGUAAUGCUACGUUGCAGAACGUGGACGCUGAAGAAAAGAAAAAGGAGGCGCUUCUGGAGAAUUCUAAAGAGGAAAAAGAGAAGCUCGAACAUGCAUGCAGCUCUUUGAACAAGACAACAAGUGUGGAAACUGCAGAUGUUUCAGAACUUCCCACAGAUGUCGUGAAAACGUUUAACGGUGAAAAUGACAGUGUAAGGCCAUCCAGCUCUCUGGAUGUGUUUUCUAAAGCCAAUGUGUGGAUUACAGACCUUCCCACAAACAACUACGAACCUCUUGAGGCUUCACAUGGGGAGCGGCGGCCGGCCAAAAAGGGUAAGCGAGAACGAGAACUGGAAGAGAAGAUUACCGUGCUCAAAGAGCACUGUGAUGCGAAAAACCAAGAAAUUGCAUGCCUUGAAGAAAAAGUGUCGCAGUUGCGAGAAGGUGAACACAAAAAGGAGAGUGAUUUCGCACAGAAAAUGCAAGAGAAAGAGCAAGAGAUAAAGAAUGCAAAGAAGGAUAUUUUGGCGACAAAAAGAAACUGUCUCGACAAGGAAUCAGAAAUAAAAGAACUUGGCAAGGAGCUUAACUCGAUGAAAGAUAAAUUUGCAAAAUGUCGCAAACCAGACGAAUCCCUUUGCAGUCAAGUUUCGGAACUAAAGAAGAUUUUGGUGAGAAGAGAAGAAAUAAACAUGAAACAAAAACAGCUUUUCAGAAUGUUAGCUGCCGAUGUUCAGAAGAAACUGGACAAAGCUUCUGUAGAUACGAGAAACCUCUCUGAAGAGCUAAAGAACCUCAAAGCAGAGAAUACUGACCUGAUAAUGCUAAUCAGCUCGCUUCAAAGUCGGGAGAAAGAGUUGCAGUGGCAACUGAAUGAAAGCAACGAGAAAAAACAACAACAACUUGUUUACAUCACUGAGUUGGAAACAACCCUGGUGGAUACUGACAGAAUAUUAAAGAAACUGUCAGACGACAUCCUGAAGAAGGAACAAGAGUUUAAAACUUGUAAAGAACGUGAAAUCAGCUUGGAAGUGACGAACGCCACGCUAAAGCAGCAACAUAAAGAGCUACAGGAGAAGCUGGAAAACAUGGCCAACACACGAACAGUGGAGUUAGCGAAGAUUGAGAAGGUGCUUGGGGAAAAAUUACAGCAAAUUGUUGAAUUGACUGCCAGGAAUACGGAGUUGGAGAAGGAAGUCAAAAAGAAAGAGGAGAAAAGUACAGGGCGUGAGAACUGUGAAGAGCGAAAGAAAGAAUUCGACAAGAUAAACUCCUUGAAAGAUCAAUUGAAAGAACUACAAGAGAAGCUGGACGAUACAGCCAACACUCAAACAGCGGAGAGGGCAGCCAUCGACAAGCUGCUUACCACUGAAAAAUCACAGCAAAUUGUUGAACUGAGUUGCCAUCUUAAUGCCAGGAAUGUUGAGUUGGAGAGGGAAGUCAAAGAGAAAGAGAGUUUAACCACAGCGCUUGAUACCACUAAGGAACAAAAGAAAAACCUGGUAAGGAUCACUGACUCCUCACUGAAACAUCAACUUGAAGAAUUUCAAGAGAGGCUGGACGAUACAACCAAAGUCUACCCGCAGAAAAGAGGGCGGGUCGCUCUGGAGCAGGCAAACAUAUCUCAGCAGAUUGUUGAUUUGCAAGACCAAAUGAGUUACAGUAAUGCUACGUUGCAGAACGUGGACGCUGAAGAAAAGAAAAAGGAGGCGCUUCUGGAGAAUUCUAAAGAGGAAAAAGAGAAGCUCGAACAUGCAUGCAGCUCUUUGAACAAGACAACAAGUGUGGAAACUGCAGAUGUUUCAGAACUUCCCACAGAUGUCGUGAAAACGUUUAACGCUGAUGAUUACUUUGAAGCAACGUCGUCUCCAUUCGACCACUUCUCGGCAAAGAACGAAGUUGGAGAAAAAUCUGAUGACCUGGGAAACGUGUUCGACGACAACAAAGGCGGUGGUUAUUUAAAUAACCAGCUGCCACCGUGCGUCGCUGCCGUGACCAAAGAAUCUUAUGCUGAGCAGGACAUUCCAGUCCCGAGAGAAACUGUGGGCGAAACUAAGAAACUGAAAGCUGGUGGAUUCUCCUUUAAGUCAGUCAAACCGUUCUCCACAGCUGCUCUGAGAGGCCAGGGUAGCCCAAAGCCGUUCGUCUCUGUGACCAACGUUGCUGCAGCGCAAGUCGCGCAUGGCCUUCCCGUUCUGAGAAAACGACAUGAAACUGACAGAGCUGAAGGAUUUAGUAGCAUUGGCAUAACAGUUAAUCCGUUCUCUAUGUCUGCUAGAGACGGUAGUACCCCGUUCCAGCCUCGUCCAUCACCGUUAUUUCCAACUGUGGCACAGAUAGCUCAAACUAAGAAAGAUGACGAUUGGUUGCCUCAGAACCGAGCCAAAGGCAACCUCGUCUUCGAAGUCGAAGAGCGAGGAUUCUUGAGCAGAACAUUUGGAAAAUGGUUUGGGUUCUAG
Orbicella faveolata is the source of this 3969-nucleotide messenger RNA. RefSeq lists its product as uncharacterized. The record is from RefSeq and is a predicted model, not a curated record. Lineage: Eukaryota; Metazoa; Cnidaria; Anthozoa; Scleractinia; Merulinidae.